This is a messenger RNA of Triticum dicoccoides, 929 nucleotides long. Its product is annotated as acyl transferase 5-like. Bases 1 to 888 code for a protein of 295 amino acids. The record is from RefSeq and is a predicted model, not a curated record. NCBI's taxonomy places the organism in Eukaryota, Viridiplantae, Streptophyta, Magnoliopsida, Poales, Poaceae. The transcript has 3 exons.
AUGUCUUGGAUAGGAUGGCUCGACGACCAGAUCCUCCUCGCGCAGAUCACCAAGUUCAGCUGCGGCGGGUACGCCGUCGGCAUUUGCUUCAGCCACCUGGUGUUCGACGGCCAGGGCGCGGCGCAGUUCCUCACGGCCGUCGGCGAGAUGGCGCGGGGCCUCCCGGAGCCGUCGACCAAGCCGAUCUGGUCCCGCGACGCCAUCCCCAACCCGCCCAAGCCGCCGCUCGGCCCGCCGCCGUCCUUCACCGCCUUCAACUUCGUCAAGUCCACCGUCGAGAUCUCGCUGGACAGCAUCAAGCGCGUCAAGGACCAGGUCGCCGCCGAGACGGCCCAGAGGUGCUCCACCUUCGACGUGGUCACCGCCAUGAUCUUCAAGUGCCGGGCCGCGGCCAUCAGGUCCGCGCCCGACGCCGAGGUGCGCCUGGGCUUCGCCGCCGGCACCCGCCACCUGCUUACCAACGCUCUGCCGUCGCCCGACGGCUACUACGGCAACUGCGUGUACCCUGGCGGCCUCGCCAGGACAAGCCAAGAGGUGACCGAGGCGUCGCUGGUGGAGAUCGUGACGGCGAUCCGGGAGGCCAAGGACGCGCUGUCGGCGCGGUUCUUGGACUGGCUGGGCGGCGGCGCCAAGGACAGCCACUACAACGUGUCGCUGGACUACGGCACGCUGGUGGUGACCGACUGGAGCCACGUCGGGUUCAACGACGUCGACUACGGCUUCGGCGAGCCCACCUACGUCUUCACAUUGAACGACGAUGUCAACAUUGUGCCGUCCGUGGUGUACCUCAAGCCGCCCAAGCCGAAGCAGGGCAUCCGGCUGGUGCUCCAGUGCGUCGAGGAGCCGCACGCAGCCGUCUUCACCGAUGAGCUUGAGAAGCUCGCCUAAGAGAGCAUUCUUUACCUUACAGAAGAACAGGUGGGAUUUGG